GUAUAAUUGAAAUUCUUGUAUUUGCCAUAAUGAGUUAUCUAUUUAAAGUCCAAAACCCUAGUCCAUUCUUCCUCUUCUCGCGAGUCGAAGAGCUUCCACCAGGUUAUCACAGGGGUGCGCUUAAAAAGUAUUGAUACUUGGACCCUGAAUUGGAGUGGUGGAUUUUUUAGAGUAGAACAAGUAAAUGGGAGUACCCGACAUGGAUGAACUAAGUUUCACUGAUUCUGAGUUGGACUAUCAUGUAAGAAACGCCCUUAAAGCAGUUGUUCAGGGUGACUGCGACUUUUAUAACCAGCUUGUAGCAGUGAUACAUCAUAAAGAACGUCUUGUUGCCGAGGAGGUGGCUCUUCUUGUGACAUGUUUGAAAGCUGUGACUGGAGCAGUAUCUUCUAUACACAUUGCUCAUCAUAGGUCUCUCCUUGCUGCUAUAUUUGGAAUGAGUCUGUGGGAUUAUGGGACUGAUGUGAUGGAUGCUUUGGUUGAAUUGCUCGUUUCCCUGGCUUCAUCAAGUGGAGAAUAUGUUGAUUUGUGCUUGGAGAUGCUUGUUGGCAAUUUCAUCCCGCCUUCUGCUCCUCCCUCUGCUUCUUAUUUUGUGGAAUUGCUGAAGCAACCUCGGGGUCUUGCUAAGAAGAACCAAGUUCUGGAUCGUGUUCAUUCAACUCUGAAAGAUAUUGCAACUGUAGUGCCUCUUUCACCUUUGAGACUAGAGAAGAUAGUUCGGGAUAGAAUGCCAAACAUAUACACAAAGGAACCUUUUAUUGUGAUGUAUGUGGAGAAUAUGUUAAGAUUGGAGAGUGGUGUGAUGGGUGAACUUGUUGGGAGCACAAUUCUCAUCGCAUUGGUGGAUAGACUAAUAGAUUUGGAUGUUGAGAUAGCCUGGGAUGAAAUUUUGCAGGAUGAUUUCCAUAAGGGCAUCUUUGAUAUGGAACUGGAAGACCUUGAAGGACAUGCUGAUCAUAUUGAACAAGAUUGCAAUGAGCUCACUAGGGAAGCUUUGAUCCAAAGGUUUUUUAGUGGAAACCUAGUUGCUGAAAAAUUAGAUAGCCUUAUGGUUCUUACGUUUGAACAUCUUAGAUCCUGUGCUGAAAGUGGUCGUCUAGUUCAGGUGUUUGAGAUACUCCUCCAAUCAUUUCAGAAAACAAUAUUGACUGCAUAUAAAUCAAAAUUUGCGCAGUUUGUCAUGUUCUAUGCUUGCUCGCUGGAUCCUGAAAACUGUGGGAAGAUGUUUGCUGAUCUGCUCUUAAAUAUCUUUGUGAGCAGUCUCAAUCCUGAGUGGAGAAUGAGUGCUGUUGCAUAUCUUGCUAGUUAUUUGGCUCGCGCAAAAUUUGUCCCUGUCUCGUCUGUUGCUGCUAUGCUAGAAAGUGUGGUAAACUGGUGUUUUCUUUAUUGCAAGAACCAGGAAGGCGACAUUAAUCCAAAAGCUCAUAAAGUAUUUUAUGCUGGAUGUCAGGCAACUAUGUAUGUGCUUUGUUUCCGCAUGAGACAAAUGCUUGUUAUACCUCGCCUCAAGUCACAACUAUGCCUUAUGCGUAUCGAGGACAUCCUUGGCCAUCCUUUAAAACCAUUGCAGGUGUGCCUGCCAUCAAUAGUAGAGGAAUUUCUACGGCUGGUGAAGGCAAAUCACGUUUUUUCUCUACCUCAAAGUUUUGUUGAGUAUGGGAUGCUAGAAUCAGAAAAUUCUCGGGCAUUCGGUGGGAUGGAAAGAUUUGACAUGUUUUUUCCAUUUGAUCCCUGCUUACUAAGGAAAUGUGACAGUUACAUCCGACCAAAUUAUGUAUACUGGUCAAUGGUAAGAAGUACGUACGACGAAGAUGAUGGAGAAGGUACAAGUGAUGAAGAUGUUGAGGAGGCUUAUGCUUCCAGAAAUGGGAUGAGUAUUCCAGAUGAUGGAAGUGGGAGGAGUUAUGAUGAUGAGGGCCAUUCUGAUGCCGAUGAAUUUGACCAUUAUCUCGACAAAAUGUCCAUUACGCCUAGAGAUUCAAGCAAUAAGUUUGGAGGUCGAAUGCAGAGAUUCAUGCAGAUGCCCUCUAAGAUCAGACCUUCUGCCAGUCCCGAGUCUUUGUGAUUCGCCAACAUUCAGCUUAUUAUUCUGAAAUUAAAAGCACAAUGUUAAUGUAGCUCACUUACUAUAGAUGUGGUAUACAAUUUGCCAAUUUUGAUUGGUAGUUCAUUUUGUCUGAUGAUAGUAUGUCUAAAGAGUGCACACGCGUGAGAUUUGUAAAAGUUGAAAUCAACUGAGUUUGGGCUCGGAAAGAAAAGAAUCAAAUGGAGCCUGAGCUCAAAUUUGAUUCCUAUUCUUUUAAUUGGCAAAUGAAAAUUUUUAUUUUGGGUUUUAA
Sesamum indicum (sesame) is the source of this 2336-nucleotide messenger RNA. RefSeq names its product RNA polymerase I specific transcription initiation factor RRN3 protein. Gene Ontology annotation, molecular function: RNA polymerase I core binding; RNA polymerase I general transcription initiation factor activity. Lineage: Eukaryota; Viridiplantae; Streptophyta; Magnoliopsida; Lamiales; Pedaliaceae. Gene Ontology annotation, biological process: transcription initiation at RNA polymerase I promoter. Gene Ontology annotation, cellular component: nucleus. The record is from RefSeq and is a predicted model, not a curated record.